Molecule: messenger RNA, 1884 nt
Organism: Danaus plexippus (monarch butterfly)
Lineage: Eukaryota; Metazoa; Arthropoda; Insecta; Lepidoptera; Nymphalidae
Exons: 5
Coding region: 70-1554 (494 amino acids)
Biological process (GO): mitotic cell cycle phase transition; regulation of cyclin-dependent protein serine/threonine kinase activity
Cellular component (GO): cytoplasm; nucleus; cyclin-dependent protein kinase holoenzyme complex
Molecular function (GO): cyclin-dependent protein serine/threonine kinase regulator activity
Source: RefSeq, a predicted model, not a curated record
GGUUUAUCGUAUAACGCUUACGGUUACGCGGGUCGUGAUCGUAUUUUAUGUAUUAUACUUUGAAAUAAAAUGGAAGUUGAUAAAGAAAAUAUAAGGGGAUUGAAAAACAAAACAAAAAUCCCACUACCGUUGUCGCCACUGCCAGCAGUACCACAUAAUUUGCUGAAACGUAAUAACGAAAUAGAAAGACAUCCAUUGAAGACAAUCAAUCGUCAGGAUUCACACAUCGCAGGCACUAGUCAAAGACAUGAUAAAAUAGAUAAAAAUGAAAAGGAGAAAGAAAAAGAAAAGAUAAGAAAUAAAAUGAAUGUUCCUCUAAAUAUGGACACACGAUUCGUUACUAUUCGACAAAAAAAUGAAGACAUGGAUUGGAAUUAUAAUGUUUUUAAAGAUGAAACAGUGAAAGAAAAUAGUAUUAUAGUUAUAAGUGACGACGAAGAAACUAGUUGUGAUGAGAAAUGUAAGAAAAUUCGUUAUUUUUUACAUAAUCGUCAAAAGAAUUGUCUCGGAGACACUAGCAGCGUAGUAACUCCUAAUCCUAAAUCCCCAUUGCUAGAGCCCAAUAGGGUAAGAAACAUAAAAAAAAGUCUCAAAAGACCACAUAGUCGUGAAUUACAAGGCAUCUCCCCGAUAACGAAACAGAGGAAAGGGGAAGAGAAACACAAGAGGCGAUUACAAUUUAACGAGCGCCUUCAAAUUAAACAACAACCAUCAGAAUAUAUUUUAAAGCCUUAUGUAACAUAUUUAGAUCGUGAUCAUGCCACUGAUUUAUUUACUUAUUUGUUAAGUGCUGAAAAGAGAGCAAAUAUACCAAGAAUUAAUAGUCACACUCGCUCUUGUAUCAUCAAUUGGAUAAUUAAAGUUCAUGGCCCUGCAGGUAGUCCUUCCACAGUCCAGUAUGCUCAAUGGUAUUUUGAUUCUAUGCUGGCUAUAGGUCAUAUUCAUAUAGAUCAAAUGCAGCUAUUCGCAGCUGCUUGCUACUGGAUCGCGCAGAAGAUCCACGGCCCUUAUACAUAUGCUAGAAAAUUGGUUAAAUGUUCAAGUCAUGCCUUUUCGUGUGAGAAACUAUUGGCUGCUGAAAAAGCUGUGCUUAUAACCUUGAAAUUUCCUCGCCAUCCAGUAAUACCUCAGGAAUUCAUAUCAUAUCUGUCGUUUUCCUGUGACACAUCACAAGCUGAUGAGAUUGAGGAAGCUGCAACAUUUCUUUACACUGCUGGUAUGAUGGUGGACAAAUAUCUUUGUGAAAUUUGGCCAUCAGUUCUUGCUGCAGCGGCGGUAAGGAACUCUGUCUUACUGCUGAGGAAGAAGGAGGCUAUAGUGAAACUUAAAAUGAAUUCAAUAUAUAAAGAAGCUGAAAAAAAAACUUCAAAUAUAUCAUAUGUCUGUUCGAUUCAAAGGAGAGCAGUUCGUCUUAUUUCUUCUCCAUGUUACGAAUAUAAAGCACUCUUGGUGCGCUAUGGUGGUCCCCCGAAUAAUGUGGCUCAGAAAAUUGUUGCUUCUAUAAAUGAAUUUGCAGCUUUAGACGCCAGAAUGAGAAUCGAAUUUGCACCAUAAUCUAUUUUUUUUUUUCUUUCUCUAAUCAUUUCUACAAAAGUUAAGACCAAUCUAAUGUUGCUUAUUGUUUACUUAAAUUUUUAUUAUAACUUUCACAAUAUUAAAGCUAUUUAAACCCCGGGCAAAUAAUUUUGAUACCGUGAAAGAGCACAUUUAAAGGGUUUAUUUUUUUACCUGCCACAGAUAUUGUUAAUUAAUUUGUAAUACUUAUCGAAUUGUAAAUAGUACAUUGAACGAGUAGACUGAUACAAACGUGACAUUUUAUUACUUUAUACUUAUUUCGAACUGAAUAAUUUAGGAUAGAUACAUGAAAUGUGAAUUAUAAUAAAU